GGAAAGUUUCUAAUUUCUUACCAGAAUGAAAUUCUGUCGGAGCAGGUUGUAGUAGUUGUACCAAGUCCAUACUGAUUCCCUAUCGUUUCUGCGCAAAUGCCGGGUGGAGCUAGAGACUUUCUUGCGUCCGUCACCAGUGCCGUGAGAAGAUCUAUCUGUCGAAUCUGUUGGUCUUGUUUCUGUAUAGUAUAGACCCAUUAGUCAGGAUUUCGAAAACAACUACCCUGUGUCCUACAAGUGCCUGCGCUUUCGAUGAUUCUGUCCUAGCAGCAAGAGCGUGAUCUUUCUGUGUUCAUUAAAAAAAGAAAGACGAAAAAUGCCGGACUACCAGAACGCGCAGCAGAGGUACCGGGCGCAGAUGCACGGCGGCGGCCUCUUCAUGAAGCACGACGACGAGGACGAGAGUUCGCCGAAGGCGAAGCGCCAGCGCGCCACGGCGGCGGAAGUGACUGAGCGGAAAAAACAGGAGCUGGCCGAUCGGGAAGCCAAGGCCAAGCAGAAGCUGAAGGACCAGAAAGCAGCUACGGUUCGCGUACUAGGAAUGUUUGCUCAACAUUUUUGCUGCAUUGAUUUGAUGCCAUGCGUGCCGUUUGCUUGCUUUUCCAUCACAGCUCCGGCCUUUUGUGUGUUUUACUAUAUGCGAUGACUAUGUUUCGCUUUCGUCUUUCCACAGGCCAAGGAAAUCCAGGCGGCGAAGGACAAGUGUAAGGCGGAGCUCGAGGCGGAAAGCGCGCGAUAUCAGAAAGAAUUGGAAAAAGCGAAAAGUGCCCACACAGAGCGCGAGUCCAAGAUCAGGCAGAAGCGGGAUGACAGAAUCACCGCACUGUCGGCAGAAUGAGGCCACUUGUGUGAUGUUGGCCUGCUGCCGGAGACAAAACGGACCAUGAAGAUUGUCAUUUUUAUAGGCUUGCAACAAGUCGCGAAGGUUUUUGUUUCUGCUAUGUUCUUAACCGUAAUGAGUACUCUUGUUUUGCUUGAGUAGAUGUAAGACAUCAAGGUAUGUUGACGCGAAGUUUGUUGUAGAUUCACUCCAAGGAGAUUGUGCGAAAUUGGCGCAAGCAAUGCAGCCUUUGGGGUUCUGCGUGUUCGGUUUUCUCCGGUUGAUUUUCGGCUGACAUGCUUCUUCUUCAUGACUGCUUUUGACAUUCAGCGUGUUUUUAUUGCUCAAAUUCUUG
Messenger RNA from Amoebophrya sp. A120, 1175 nucleotides. The record is from the annotation of a GenBank genome assembly. NCBI's taxonomy places the organism in Eukaryota, Dinophyceae, Syndiniales, Amoebophryaceae.